Rhinichthys klamathensis goyatoka is the source of this 2949-nucleotide messenger RNA. It is a transcript of the gene osbpl11, whose product is annotated as oxysterol binding protein-like 11. The transcript is spliced from 13 exons. NCBI's taxonomy places the organism in Eukaryota, Metazoa, Chordata, Actinopteri, Cypriniformes, Leuciscidae. Gene Ontology annotation, molecular function: sterol binding. The coding region runs from base 341 to 2479 and encodes 712 amino acids. The record is from RefSeq and is a predicted model, not a curated record. Gene Ontology annotation, cellular component: membrane; intracellular membrane-bounded organelle; cytosol.
AAAAUGACAUUGGAUCAAACUAUAUUAAUAUGAUCGAUAUACGAUGCAUAACAUAAUUAUAUCCAAACAAUUCGUUUUGUACGGUUCAAUUAAUUUUUCUUUUAGACCACCUCCUGUCACAUGAUGUAGGUCGCGAAUGACUUCACGCUCUGUCAUGGCUGCACGAGACAUAAACAUGCCAGUGGUGCUGUAAUUCAGAGCAUUAAACCAGUGCGAUGAUUAAAACAGCGGCCAUAACAAAUCAUUUUGACUUGAGCUUCGCCCUAUGAAAUCGGUUGGUCCGUGUUUGAGCGGCAGGUGAAGUGUUUGCUGUCUUGUAGAUCAUAGGAAGUAUCCAAUCAUGCAGACUGAAGCCGUGCUGGAGCAUCACAGCAGCUCACAGAGUUCCCUCAGGACGGGCUCCAAAUCCUGGCAGUACAGUGAUCUGAUGGAAAAGGUGGAUGGGUAUUUGAUGAAGUAUACCAAUCUUGUGACUGGAUGGCAGUAUCGAUAUUUUGUGCUCAACAAUGAGGCUGGGCUGCUGGAAUACUUUGUAAAUGAGCAGUCCAGGAAUCAGAAGCCCCGGGGCUCGCUACCGUUAGCCGGUGCAGUGAUUUCCCCCAGCGAUGAAGAUUCACACACCUUCACUGUCAACGCCAUCAGCGGAGAGCAAUACAAACUCAGAGCCUCAGAUGCAAAGGAGCGUCAGCACUGGGUCAGCCGACUGCAGAUCUGUGCGCAGCACCACACGGAGGCGAUGGGCAAGACAAACCCACCGCUUCAAUCUCGCAGUCUCUCCAUGGCGUCUCAGGGCAGUGGCAGCUCUCCAGGAUCUCAACACAGGAUCAACCAGAACUCAAACGUCCUGUUGGGCCUGUCCCAGCUGCAGCACGGCUCCUCCCUUUACUCCAGCAGGAAAUCACUGCUGCCUGAUCACUUGCUGGAGGCCAGAGAGAUGAUGAGCCAGGCGCAGGGCCAGCACAGAGACCUGAUCCAAAGUAUUGAGGGUCUGCCCUCCUCCCAGGGUCCCUCUCCCUUGGACCAAGACCUGCUGCUGCUGAAAGCCACCUCUUUGGCCACUAUGACCUGCCUCAGCGACUGCUUGCAUAUCCUGCAGCUCCAACAAGUGGCUCGACAGAAAGUUCCUCUCGUUGGCCCUGCCCUCGAGUGGCUGGAGCCAAAACUGCCCGACAUCCUGAAGAAUGGAGGGACGCUACCCAGCAUCACCAAAGAUGAUGGUAACACAGUGGGAACCGUUCUAGAACCUUUAGAAAUGGACUCCUGUGAUAUCGCUGGGGAGCAGGAGGAGAUUGAUGCCACGCAGGAGGUAGACGACUCCUCUCCAGUCGAGGAGGAGGAUCUGGGUGCUGUCGAAGAGGAGCGCAGCGUCAUUCUGCACCUCCUCUCUCAGCUGAAACUGGGCAUGGACCUCACCAGGGUGGUCCUGCCCACUUUUAUACUGGAGAAGCGCUCCCUGCUGGAAAUGUAUGCAGACUUCAUGUCCCAUCCGGACCUUUUCGUGGCCAUCACCGAUGGCUCCAGCCAGAUGGACCGCAUGGUCCGAUUUGUGGAGUAUUACCUCACUUCCUUCCAUGAAGGGCGCAAAGGUGCCAUUGCCAAGAAGCCCUACAACCCCAUCAUCGGAGAGACCUUCCACUGCUCUUGGAGAGUACCCAAAGCGACAUCAUCUCCGACAGGUGUCCCGAAAGAGGGGACCUCGUGCACGUCAGACUGCUACAAUGUUCGCUUUGUGGCUGAACAGGUUUCCCAUCAUCCCCCUGUCUCGGGCUUCUAUGCAGAAUGCCAGGAGAGGCAGAUGUGUGUCAACACUCAUGUGUGGACCAAAAGCAAGUUCAUGGGCAUGUCCAUUGGCGUCUCUAUGAUCGGAGAAGGUAAUCUACACCUAUUAGAGCAUGAUGAAGAAUACACCUUUAGUCUGCCCUCUGCUUAUGCCCGCUCGAUCCUCACUGUGCCCUGGGUGGAACUGGGAGGAAAGGUCAAUGUCAACUGCACCAAGACAGGCUACUCUGCAGUCAUCACCUUCCAGACAAAGCCUUUCUAUGGGGGCAAGCUGCACAGAGUGAACGCGGAGGUCAAACAUAACCCCACCAACUCCGUGGUGUGCCGCGUGCAAGGCGAGUGGAACGGCGUGCUGGAGUUUUCCUACACCAGCGGAGAGACACGUGUCGUAGACGUCACCAAUCUCCCCGUCACCAGAAAAAGAGUACGGCCCAAUGAGCUGCAAGGACCCUACGAGUCCAGGAGACUGUGGCAACAUGUGACCGAGUCUCUGAAGGAUAGGGAUAUGGAAAAAGCCACGGAACACAAGCGUUUCCUGGAGGAAAGACAGAGGAAAGAGGAGAGGCAUCGUGCAGAGACACAGACAGCAUGGAGGACCAAAUACUUUGAGCGCAAAGGUGAAAGCUGGGCGUAUUACCAACCACUGUGGAAAACGGCAACUCAUAGCUCUUCCCCGGUUCCCCCUCCUCAAAAUCCAUGACCUCUGACCUUUUAAGAGCUGAGUUCAGGCACUGUACAGUCUCCUGCUAUAGUAAACCUCUGGCCCUGUGUUCCCUCUCUCACAGAUGAAGACAUACACUCUCCUUUGUAUGAUUCCUGAAACAUAACUUCAAUUUGAGUGUUUGUAACGCUUUGUGGACUUGCGGGUUUGCACUCUGAUGUUCAUAUUUUGCAUCCCUCGGUGGUAAGAUUUUUGUAGAACUACACAGUGAAUGAUUUCUCCAAAUCUGCACACUGAUAUUCUUUGUUGAUGUUGCCUUAACAAGUGUCGUAUGUAACGAGACCUGAGUACAGCCUGACGGUUCUUAAUGUGGAAUUGUGUUUGGGGUGAACUUCUUAAUCUGACCAUACUGUAUUUGUACAGUCAAAGAUUUCUGAUUCUUUUAAAAUCAUAUAUAAAUUAUCAUAAUUUAAAUAUCAAAUGAAAUGCAGGAUUAGGGGAGUUCAAAA